AUGAGCGCCUUGAGAUCUGCAGCCGUCCAGAGCGUGGGCAGCUGCAGUCGUGCUCCGUCAGCAGCAGCUGCUGCUGCUGCUGCUGGAGCAGCAAGGGCGACUCGCUCCGACACUGGUGGCAGGGGAACCUCCCUCUUGAAGGCUGAAAGUUUUGAACUCAAGCCCAGUAGGUGGCGAUGUGGGGCACUGUGGCGGCUCCAGGAGCAGCAGCAGCAGCAGCAGCAGGUGCAGCAAAAGCAGCAGCAGGUGCAG
Molecule: messenger RNA, 252 nt
Organism: Cyclospora cayetanensis
Lineage: Eukaryota; Apicomplexa; Conoidasida; Eucoccidiorida; Eimeriidae
Exons: 4
Source: RefSeq, a predicted model, not a curated record